AUGGGAGGAUUCGUCCCUCGUGGCGGAGCUGGUUUCCAAGCAAAUGCUCCAAUUACCAGCCUUUUCAAUCACGCUCACGACGCCGCGAAUGGCUUCAGCCGCAUGAACGACGGUUACGUCUCGACGACCUCAAGCAUUGACGCGGCCAUGGGUUGUAUCAGGGAUCACCACGGCGGCGAUGGCUAUGUCUAUGCUAUCGCCGCUGCCGACACCUCGCAAAGCGGCAGCCCCCUUAGUCCAAUCCUCGAGAUUCUUCUCGGCGACUUCCGAGAUGAUCUUUUCAACGGCUUAGGAGAAGGGAUGCAGGAUCUGCAGGGUGCAUUGAUCGGAAAUCUGACGUUGCGGUUGGGCGUGCGGGACACCUACUCUCUCUUCGUGCGAAACAUAUGCGAGGGAGAUUACCCAUCCGAGAGCGCCGGAAGCGCCUUGGAGUUUGACGACUGUAUAUCAUACGAGGACAAGUCCGCGGGCCUCCGACGGAUCGCGGCCUCUAUUCCCUCCACGUUUGCUCUCGGGCCCGCCAACGUUUCGAUACCCCUCGUUGAAGCGGUCAUCGACGCUGGACUCGGCCUUGCGCUUUGCUACAGGGGGUGCAAAGGCGCUCCUUGCGCUGCUCGUCGUCUCUGCCCUUGCGACGGGAACGUCGGUUGUUGUGUCAACCUUGACCGUGAUACUGGCACCGCGGCGGUGGUUGUGACGAUAGCGCUUAUUCUCAUCGGCUCUUCGGCGCUUAAGGAGGUGGGAGUGGGUGUUGGACUGGAGAUCAGGAGAGGGGAGGCUUUCUGGGGGUGA
Messenger RNA from Verticillium dahliae VdLs.17, 792 nucleotides. RefSeq names its product heat-labile enterotoxin IIB. Gene Ontology annotation, molecular function: toxin activity. Lineage: Eukaryota; Fungi; Ascomycota; Sordariomycetes; Glomerellales; Plectosphaerellaceae. The transcript is spliced from 4 exons. The record is from RefSeq and is a predicted model, not a curated record. Bases 1 to 792 code for a protein of 263 amino acids.